AUUCCGUCAUUGGUUUUAGUUGUACUUCCGGUGUGAGGGGUCACACCGAAAUGGCGCCGUCCAAGAAGAAACAUGCCAUCAGCCAGGCUUGUGUUAUUCCUGGAGGAUUUACAGUGUUGUCUUUACGGUUUAGUUCGGACAGCGUCGCACAGCACAAGCUGUACGUGAAAGAGCACAAAGUGCGAGCAGAGAAGAGUUCCCGCAGACCGAUGGACAGGACUCUGUUUGUGCUCAACAUCCCCCCAUACUGCCCACAGGAUGUUGUCAAAGAGCUGUUCUCUCAGUUUGGCUCUGUGGAGUCGGUGGAGCUGAGGGACCACCCGGGCUCCACUCGGGAGUCUGGACCUAAGCUGUCCAGGUUCUUUAAACCAGUUGAAAAACAGGGUUUCAAAGUCGGCUACGUUGUGUUCCAAAGCUCCUCCAGUUUAACAGCAGCUAAAUCACACCCACAUGAUGUUCCUCUGGUGGUCUGCACAGAGCAGCGUCCAGUGAGGACAGGAACACAGAAAUGGAUUCAACAGUACACCGAGUCUUUCAUUCUUCCGGACAAACUGCAACAAAUAGUCGACUCCUUCAUGGAAGGCUACGACAAGCGGAAAGAGGAGGAAGCGGACAGGCAGAGGAAGGAGGCCGAGCAGCAGCAAGAGGAUGAAGAGGGCUGGGUGAAGGUCACGAGAGGACCCAAGGGCAUCAAGGCCCGCCCCCACAGCGAGGCAGCCAACAAGAGGACUCUACAGAAAGAGAUGAGGAAGAAGAAGAGGAAGGAGCUCAUGAACUUCUACACCUGGCAGCAGAGAAACACACAGAAAGAACAUAUUGCUGAACUGAGGAAAAAGUUUGAGGAGGAUAAACAGAAAAUAUCUCUGCUGAGGGCACAGAGAAAGUUCAGACCUUACUGAGGCAACUUUCCUUUCCUCAUUUCACUGCUUUUGUUUGUUUUAGCUACGAUAUAACCCUGAACAUUUUUGUGUCAAUAAACUAUUAUUCUAACUCA
Messenger RNA from Sebastes umbrosus (honeycomb rockfish), 994 nucleotides. It is a transcript of the gene rrp7a, whose product is annotated as ribosomal RNA processing 7 homolog A. Bases 51 to 899 code for a protein of 282 amino acids. The transcript is spliced from 7 exons. Gene Ontology annotation, biological process: ribosomal small subunit assembly; rRNA processing. Gene Ontology annotation, cellular component: UTP-C complex; CURI complex. Gene Ontology annotation, molecular function: RNA binding. NCBI's taxonomy places the organism in Eukaryota, Metazoa, Chordata, Actinopteri, Perciformes, Sebastidae. The record is from RefSeq and is a predicted model, not a curated record.